Molecule: messenger RNA, 2179 nt
Organism: Amborella trichopoda
Lineage: Eukaryota; Viridiplantae; Streptophyta; Magnoliopsida; Amborellales; Amborellaceae
Product: ENTH/ANTH/VHS superfamily protein
Biological process (GO): vesicle budding from membrane; clathrin coat assembly; clathrin-dependent endocytosis
Cellular component (GO): clathrin-coated pit; clathrin-coated vesicle
Molecular function (GO): clathrin heavy chain binding; 1-phosphatidylinositol binding; phosphatidylinositol-4,5-bisphosphate binding
Source: RefSeq, a predicted model, not a curated record
AGACCAGUUAUUUUCCAUUUUCCCUUUAUUUUUCGGAGCCAUUUUUUCAGGGAAGAGAGAUCCUUCUUCUCUAACUGGAUUUCUAAGGAUCUCUGCAAAGGUUGCCACACAGAUAGCAUCAUGGCUGGCGUUGGAGGUACUCAACAGAGCUUGAGAAGAUAUCUAGGAGCUCUAAAGGACUCAACAACUGUUGGAUUGGCAAUGGUUAACAGUGACUACAAGGAUCUAGAUGUUGCGAUUGUCAAGGCGACAAACCAUGUGGAGCAAUUGGCGAAGGAAAAACACAUCCAAAUUAUAUUUUCUGCAACUUCAGUUGCGAGACCUCGGGCUGAUGUGGCAUAUUGCAUACAUGCUCUUGCCAGGCGUCUUGUGAAGACACACAACUGGGCGGUUGCGCUGAAAACACUGAUUGUCAUACAUCGUGCUUUGAGGGAGGUUGAUCCUACUUUCCGGGAAGAGCUAAUCAAUUAUGGUAGGAGCAGAGGACAUAUGCUGAACUUGUCACACUUCAAGGAUGACUCAAGUCCAAAUGCAUGGGAUUAUUCUGCUUGGGUGCGUAUGUAUGCCCUGUAUCUUGAGGAGCGGCUGGAAUGUUUCCGUGUACUGAAGUAUGAUGUUGAGACGGAGCGCUCAAGAACCAGGGAAUUGGACACACCAGACUUGCUUGAGCAGUUGCCAGCUUUGCAACAACUUCUCCACCGACUUCUUGCUUGCCAGCCAGAGGGAGCAGCUGUGUAUAACUAUGUGAUCCAAUAUGCACUUUCAAUGGUUGCAGGAGAAAGCAUUAAACUCUAUAAUGCCAUCAAUGAUGGAACUCUCAAUUUGGUUGACAAGUUCUUUGAGAUGCAACGGCAUGAUGCUCUUAGGGCUCUUGAGAUUUACCGAAAGGCAGGAAUCCAGGCAGAGAGAUUAUCUGAGCUUUAUGAAGUUUGUAAGGGCCUUGAUCUUGGGAGGGGGCAGAAGUUCUCCAAAAUCGAACAGCCCCCUGCAUCAUUUAUCACUGCCAUGGAAGAGUAUGUGAAGGAGGCUCCGCGAAUGUCAUCAGUUAACCAUGACAUGGCUAAUGGUGCUCCCAAGGUGGUCCUGGCAAUCGAGUACAAAAAAACAGUUGAAGAGAAACCAGAGCCACCUCCACAAGAGAAACCGGAGCUCCCUCCAGUUCCACCUGAACCAGUCAAAACCAAGGCUCCAGUACCAGAGCCAGUUGGUGAUCUUUUGGGCUUGGAUGAAAUUAGCCAAAGUGCGUCAGAAUUAGAUGAGAAAAAUGCUAUGGCACUAGCCAUUGUCCCAGUUGAUACUCCGUCAACUACUGCCAGUGGUUUGGAUCUUUCGAGUGGCACAACUGGCUGGGAGCUGGCGCUGGUGACUGCGCCAAGUUCUAAUGAAAGUGCUGCAGCAGAGAGCAAACUGGCUGGGGGGCUCGACAAGCUCACACUUGACGGCUUGUAUGAUGAUGCAAUCUCACGGCAAGCAAACCCGAACGGAAGCUACCACAUGGGGCAGGUGGUCCCUAACCACUUCGAGUCUUCCCAAAUGAUGCAUGAUCCCUUCUUUGCUUCCAAUACUGUCCCCCCCCCUGCAGCUGUUCAAAUGGCCGCCAUGGCUCAGCAUCAACAAGCUUUCAUGGCUCAGCAACAGCAACAGAUGAUGAUGAUGGGGCAACAACCUCCAAACCCCUUUGGAAACCCCUAUGGAGCUAUGGGUAUGCACCCCUAUCAACCCCAUAAUCCUUAUAGUGGAUAUAGUUAAAGGGAGGAGAGAGAUAGUAGAGAAGGAAAAUGGAUGAGUUGAUUGCAGUUCAGGUGCUAUACCACUGUAGAUAUAGUCGGGGUGUUCGGAGAGACGGAGAAUGUGUGUCUGGGCCUUUGGUGACUUCAAGUGCUUAGAGAGGUUUGAGGGUCCUGAUGCUGUGAGUUGUUGUAGAAAUGUGUAUCAUAUGUGAUUGUUGUCACUGUAGUUGCAUUGGUUUGUUGAGGGGUUGAUGUCGGAGUGAGGAGGAAAUCAUGGGUAGGUGUUUGUUAUAUUUUCUUUGUUUUUUUGUUCUUUUCAAUUGGUUUUGUUCUACCCAAUUGAAGAUUGUUUGAUUGAAAAGAGAGAUGAUUAGUGAGAUGGAAACCGCAUAAUUUUGAGUUGUACGAGGCAUGUGGAGUUCACCAAUGGGCAUCUGUUUUUUCUUUCU